Molecule: messenger RNA, 339 nt
Organism: Oppiella nova
Lineage: Eukaryota; Metazoa; Arthropoda; Arachnida; Sarcoptiformes; Oppiidae
Source: the annotation of a GenBank genome assembly
GGAGACGACGGUCAGAGCGGAUGGAAGUGCGAGGCGUUGGCCGUCAUUCACGACAUCCAGGCGUUCGUCAAACACCUGACCAUCAGUUCAGUGCUUCCGUGCGAUGAGAACGGAGUGUAUCUCAACCUCGAGACCAAAGAGGACAACGCGAUGACCGUUGAGAUGAGUUCCGCCGGCUUCAGGAUCUGCGGCCUCGCGAUGGACACCAACGACACGGACGCCACCGAAGACACCGUCUAUUACGAGACGCCUUACGCUCUCCUCGACUCCAUUUCACCCAAAUAUAGACAAUGUUUUGGCGCAGAAUUGGCUCAAAAACUACAGGAUUUGGUCGACAAG